AUGCCCGGGCUAAGUACUAGCAUUGUGGUAUAUCGUCUGCCCAUAAAAGAAAUUUGUAAGCCAGUUCAGCAAAAGCUCAAGAGGAUGAGACCUGAUGUUGUGCUAAAAAUAAAAGAAGAAGUCAAGAGGCAGUUCAAUGUUGGAUUCUUACAAGAGAUCAAAUAUUCAGAUUGGGUAGCAAACAUCAUCCCCGUUCCCAAGAAAGAUGGAAAGGUACGAAUGUGCAUGGAUUACAGGGACUUGAACAAGGCUAGUCCAAAGGACAAUUUUUCGUUUCCUCACAUUGAUACUUUGGAGGUCGAAGUCUAUGUUGAUGAUAUGAUUGCAAAGUCUAGAACUGAAGAAGAGCAUGUUCAAGUCUUAAAAAGAUUACUUUUGAGAUUGAGGAAAUUUCAGCUCAAGCUUAACCCAGCAAAAUGCACAUUUGGAGCUAGAUCAGGGAAGUUAUUAGGCUUCAUAGUUAGCAAAAAGGGGAUUGAGGUUGACCCAGACAAAGUGAAGGCAAUCCGAGAUCUACCUCCUCCACGCACUCAGAAAGAAGUUCGAAGUUUCCUAGGAAGAUUGAAUUACAUUGCCUGA
Messenger RNA from Gossypium raimondii (Peruvian cotton), 579 nucleotides. RefSeq lists its product as uncharacterized. Lineage: Eukaryota; Viridiplantae; Streptophyta; Magnoliopsida; Malvales; Malvaceae. The transcript is spliced from 2 exons. The record is from RefSeq and is a predicted model, not a curated record. Bases 1 to 579 code for a protein of 192 amino acids.